UAUAUUAUUACAAUAUGAAAAAACAAAUUCGUAUUAGAAUCGACAUUUCUUCAAAUGGUUAGUUUUUAUUUUUAUGAAUUUUAAUAAUUUACAUUAGCUUUAUCUGUAAACCGCAAUGACUUUUUUCAAAUAUGAAUUAUCUGAAUCAAUAUAAAAUCCCUUCACUAAACACAAUGCACCAAAAUCAUUUUUCUAAUCUAACAAAUAAAAAUUGUUCAACCCGUUUGAACYACCAAACAACUCCAACUAUUGUUGACCGCAUUGUUUUUCCACAAAUGGUUAAUGAUGUCAGGUACCAAUCAAGUAACAUAUUUGAUCCAAGACAUUUAGAUCUACAAAACACAUUGAAAUUAGAUACUCAUUUCAAUGGUAAUGUGGAUUUUUUUAAAAAUCAUGACAAAAAUGAGUUCUAUGACAAUUAUAGAUACACGGAACCACAGUUACCUUCAAAACAAAAUUCUUAUAAAAAUUAUAGUCGCUCACAGGUUCUUGAAGUUAAAGCAAGGAUAUCAGUAGAUGUAUCUACUAUGACCGAUCCUUUAACAUUAGAAGAGCAAGAAAGGCUUGGUCAAUGGGAAGGUUUUGCUGCUGUUCAGUCUGGUAAUAAAGUUGCUGAAUACCUGACUAGUCUGAGAGAAUUUCUUAAGUUAUCUCCUCCACAAGAAGGGAAAAGAAGACAAGGAUUAGGUGAUGUUAGAAUAGUUACAUCACCUGAUGGUUCUCGGUUGUAUUGUUGUUCUGAAUGUUUAAUGGCAUAUACAGAUAAAACAGUUUUGGAACAUCACUUAGCCAAUCACAAGGUAGAGCGUAGAUUUAUAUGUAUGGAAUGUGGAGCAGGAUUAAAACGAAAAGAGCAUUUAGAUAGACAUCAAUUAAGUCAUAGUGAUCAGAGACCAUACACCUGUGCUGCAUGUCCUAAGACCUUCAAGCGUAAUGAACAUUUAGCUCGACAUUAUAUUGUACAUUCUGGAGAAAAAGCACAUGUCUGUGUAGAGUGUGGAAAGGCAUUUUACCGCCGUGAUCAUUUACAAAAACACGUCCAGGGUCAUAUUACUAAAAGACUCAAAGCAGUAAUAAACGCUGUUGUUUAAUCAAAAUAAUAAUUAGUUUAAGCUCACAUUAUUAUAGUGCCUUUCUUUACACAUCUAGUCAUUAUUAUUAAUCUGUAUGUUAUUCUGAAUAUAUUAGUGACAUAUUUUAACUCUGAUUCAAUUAUAUCAGAGACUAUUUAAUUGUUUCGUAUAAAUUUUAUAGCCAUCAAAUUUAAUCUGGAAAUAAUAUUAAAAUAACAAAGAUUUAUCAYAUWACAUUUUAUAUUAUUUUACAAUUGUUAUAAAAACUUACACUUAUAUGCAAUAUUAAUGUAUACUAUAUUAUAUUGAUGGUUAAAAAAUCUUACAGGACAAUUAAUGCGCAAUGGCUUAAUUAACUAAAGAGAAGAAAGGUGUAAAAAAGUAAAAAUCUGACAGAAAUUUGGAUAGUUGUAAAAAUAAAAUAGUUGGAUAAUGAUUCUAAAUCACAGUUGAUAAUCUUUAAUUAUUAAAUUAAACUAUUUAAAUAAUUAUUUAAACCCUGAAAUGUAGU
This is a messenger RNA of Diuraphis noxia (Russian wheat aphid), 1584 nucleotides long. RefSeq lists its product as uncharacterized. Gene Ontology annotation, cellular component: nucleus. Gene Ontology annotation, biological process: regulation of gene expression. Lineage: Eukaryota; Metazoa; Arthropoda; Insecta; Hemiptera; Aphididae. The record is from RefSeq and is a predicted model, not a curated record.